AAUAUAUUCCAGAUUUCAAGUCAACAAAUAACAUCGCUGACCAUCCAGACUGAAACAGGACAAGAUACAGAACUGAAGGAAAUAAUAAAGAAGCUAAACAACACUUGCGAAGAUUCAGAAUUUACAUUGCUUGAUGGCAUUCUUUUCCGAGGGGACAGAGUCGUAAUUCCAAAAGGUUUACGUUCUACAAUACUAGAGGAACUUCACGAAACUCAUUUGGGAAUAACGAAAAUGAAGCAACUCGCAAGAAAAUAUGUUUAUUGGCCAGGAAUUGACUCCGACAUAGAAAAAUUAGUCAAAGGGUGCAAAGGAUGUGCACUAACAAAGUCAAAUCCACCAAAGGUGUCUAUCCAUCCAUGGGAACUUCCAGCAAAUAACUGGGACAGAAUUCACAUCGACUAUGCUGGCCCGUUCGAAAAUUACUACUUCUUGGUGUGUGUCGAUGCCAAGUCUAAAUGGGCAGAAGUUGAAGUAAUCAGAGAUGCCCCAACAAGUUCUAAAACUAUCCUUCUACUUGAAAAAAUUUUCUCUUCUCAUGGAUAUCCAUAUGUUAUUGUAUCUGAUAAUGCUCAAAUUUUUCAAAGUGAUGAUUCACACCUACAGUUCCAAUCAUGGAAUUUUCCAAAAGUUUAUAGCUCCAGGACACCCUGCAACAAAUGGUCUUGCAGAAAGAAAUGUGCAAACCUUAAAGAGGAAAUUAAAAGCUUCAUUCCUCGAACAAACUUCAAUACCAUUCAAGGUUCAAAACAUAUUGUUUCGCUAUAGAGCAACCCCUCUAGCUUGUGGCAAGUCUCCAGCUGAAUUAUAUCUAAACAGAGAAUUUCGUAUUCGCUUGAACUCUAUCUUCCCAUAUCAUCCAACAACAUCAAAAAUUUCCAGUGGUCCUGUGAGAUCUUUUAAAGUGGGGGAGAGAGUCCAGGUUCGAGUCUUCAUGAACAACCGAAACGUCUGGCAGUUUGGAAAAGUAAUAAAAAAGUUUGGUUCACGCCAUUAUUUGAUUAAGCUAGACUCAGGACGACAACUAAAGCGACAUAUUAACCAACUGCAUUCGACCGGUGUGCCAAUGCAUCUUGAGGAGGACCCUUCUCGAGAGUGCCGUUCUAAUGUUUCCAGUGAUUCAAGACAACGAACUGUGGUUUUUGAUGUUCCACGGAUUCCAGAGAAAGCUCCUGCAAUCUCCUGUGACAACCAGAAUGCUCCCGCGGCAACUCAGAAUACCAGCCAACCUGUUGUGCCACUGCCUCGCCGUUCUCAAAGGAAUAUAAGACUUCCUUCAUACCUAAGGGACUAUCAAUUGUCUUAA
Molecule: messenger RNA, 1303 nt
Organism: Uloborus diversus
Lineage: Eukaryota; Metazoa; Arthropoda; Arachnida; Araneae; Uloboridae
Biological process (GO): DNA integration
Molecular function (GO): nucleic acid binding
Source: RefSeq, a predicted model, not a curated record